Messenger RNA from Ochotona curzoniae (black-lipped pika), 714 nucleotides. It is a transcript of the gene CHCT1, whose product is annotated as chromosome unknown C17orf64 homolog. The record is from RefSeq and is a predicted model, not a curated record. Lineage: Eukaryota; Metazoa; Chordata; Mammalia; Lagomorpha; Ochotonidae.
AUGGAGGCCUCGGAUUGGCAAGGAGGAGAAGGGAGCAAGCUGCUAGAGAAGGGGACAAGUGUGUCCUGUGCAAGGAGGAGCUCCAGCUGCAGUCCCCUGGGACAGUCACUCGUGUGCCAUGCUGAGGGCUUGGGCCAGGAUGCCUUCAGGAUUUGUAAAGAAUACCUGAGGCCACUGAAGAAGUUCCUGCGAAAGUUGCACCCUCCCAGGGACCUGCCUCAGAAGAAGCAGCUGAAAUACAGGAAGCAGAGCCUUGUGGUCCUCGGGGACCACAUCAACACCUUUCUGCAGCACUGCUGCCGGUCCUGGGAAAUCAAGCACUGGAGGAGGAUGCUCUGGCGAUUUGUCUCCCUCUUCUCAGAACUGGAAGCAAAGCAGCUGCGCCGGCUCUAUAGGCACACCAAGAACAGCCAGGUGGCCAAGUCCCAGGUGUCAUUCUGCCCUCUUGACACACCAGAGAGUUCCCUGCUUGCUGCUGGUGAAAACAGCCUGCCCAAGCUGCAGUGGUGCAGUGCCUGGGGACUACAGGGCAACAUCAGCGGCAUGAAGGAGAGGCUGUCCAAAAUGCACGUCCCGCACCAGGAGGCCACCCUGCUACAGGAGCCGCUGGCCCAGGCCUGGAGAGGUUCUUCAAAGAAACUUCCCCAGGAACCAAUAGUCAAGUGGAAGAGGAUCAAGGAAGCCCCUGAAAUUACAGAGAGCAGCUGCCUAUAA